Messenger RNA from Trichoplusia ni (cabbage looper), 5137 nucleotides. RefSeq names its product TNF receptor-associated factor 4 (gene Traf4). The coding region runs from base 1994 to 3148 and encodes 384 amino acids. The record is from RefSeq and is a predicted model, not a curated record. Gene Ontology annotation, molecular function: protein binding; zinc ion binding. The transcript is spliced from 7 exons. Gene Ontology annotation, biological process: protein K63-linked ubiquitination; positive regulation of JNK cascade; tumor necrosis factor-mediated signaling pathway. Lineage: Eukaryota; Metazoa; Arthropoda; Insecta; Lepidoptera; Noctuidae. Gene Ontology annotation, cellular component: plasma membrane signaling receptor complex.
AUAAUUAACCUUCCGCUUUUUUAGUAAUUUGUCUUUAAAUAAAUCGUUGUCCAAGAAAGAAAAGGACAGUAGUGUAUAUAUUAGUCAAAAAUAAUGCUGUUGUCCCCAAUAAGAAUAUUUACAGCCCCUAUAAUAAGGCCAAACCCAUACAGCCUGAUAAUUAAAACAAAUUAGCCUACCAAAUGUUAUCUAAGAUCUAAAUUAUUUUGACAUCACGGAAGCUUUUCAUUCUCACAAUUUAUCAGAUGGUCAAUCCUAUUACGGUUGCAUGUCGAGAAUACUUAUCGCGUUUUAACUUAAUGAAAACGAAGUUCAGUGAGUAUUUACUAAAAUUAUAUUUGGUGGUGGUUGUAAAUUUUCAUUAGAGGGUUUAUUGUAGGUACCUUUGUAAGGAUUAACAGUUGGUUAAACAGAACGUUGAAUGGAGCUUUUCUAUAAAAUAUACAUACAGAUUAGUGCAAAGCACAUAGAAGCGCAUCGGAACUAUUAUCUAGCUCUCUUAAUUAGUAAAAUCGACACUCAAUUGACCGGAUGCGGCCAUAUUUAAACUCUGAUCGCGGUCCCAAUAAUCCAACCGCACUUGAUUUCCGGUGGCCUUCGCUGUUUGCGCAACUUAUUAUGAGACUUAUCACUUAUGUAAAGAGCUUAAAUUCGAAUGUUUCAAUUUGAGAAGUUGACAGACUUAUGUAUGUAUUUUAUUCCGUGGGAGAAUUUUUGAACCGUAAAAGUACGGAACAAAUUUAACAAGUCAGAUAGAAUUGAAUACUUGACGAAUUCUAUAGUAUCGUUAAAAUGUACAUAAUGUAUGUCCUAAUUUAGUUUGGUAAUACUUUGAUAAUUGGACCGCUUGGAGUAAUUGGCUUUGAUGUGAUUUCACGGUCAGGUUAACAAGAAUGUGGUAUUAACGACAUACAUGCUAAUGUGGGCUAAUAUCUGGUUGGAACAUCUUUAAAGAGACUGCACCUUAGUUUUUUUUCAAUGGCCGUUUAUAACUCAACACUGAAUAAUAGUCCAUUCACUUGGGGAGAUUUUUAUUUUUAUUUUAUAGUUUCUGAGUUGAGGAUUUCCAUAAAAAGCUCACGCAAUAUAUACUUCACUUUAAGUUUCCUGACCUGUAUGUUCACCUAAAAAAACUUGUUUAAAAAAUGUAAAACGUCUAGUUCUACAAAAAUCUGAAUAUACAUUAGUCAUGACAAAAAUCAAGUUGUACAAGAUUGCACGGUCGGUGUUUAGUCAUCGUUUUGUAAUGCGCGCACGCACCUCGACUCUUAAUUUAUUAGACCUAUAUGGUCGUAAGGACCUGAAUCCGAAAUUCUCGGCGCGAAUCCGAUCGUCUUUAUCGAUUCUUGGGACGAAAAGCGGUUCCUAUGUCUUGUCGAAUGCAAAUCAACUGUGUUAUUGAACUUUGUGCAAGAAUAUUCGGUGUCUUGGAUCGGAGUAUGUUUUGUUUUGUGUGAUAUUUUAUUAGUUAAAUUGCAUGAAUACAGAGAACAAUCUUUGCUACUGUUUGUCACGAACCAGUCAAUAUUUCUUUGCUUUCUUCUUGAAAAUGACCAUUACGCGAUUAAUGGCAGGCAAUUACAUCCGUAAUAUUUUUAAAACUAUCAGUUGACGCUCGUGGUCCGGUUCGUUCACAUUAAUAGCAAGAAUUAAAUUAAAUUAUAGAGAACAUAUAAAAUUGUCCGAAUUUUUAGCAAAUGGCAACCCCGGAUAAUCGUGUCGAUUAAAUACUUUUUAUUGUUUCGUCGCGUUCCCACGGACGGUGCACGCGAAGGCGACUGUAUUUUUUCAUCGCAUCCGCGCCUCAGGCUUAAUUCUGAAGGAGCCAAACUGCUUUCAUUUGAAUCUCGUUUGAUUGUUGGUUGCUGAGGCAGCUGGGCACUAUCAUUAGUGUAUAUUAACUGUGGUUUUGGUGCGUAAGCGCAUUUUGACGUGUGUAAGUAGCGUGAUUUAUUAUUAGAUUUAUCCAGAUCCUGAGUCGGAGAAAGCUAUUAUGGGAUCGGUGGUGUAUUGUAUCCACCACAAAGAAGGAUGCCAAUGGUCGGACGAGCUCCGUAAACUGAAGGCGCACCUGAACACGUGCAAGCACGACGCAGUGCUGUGCGCGGCGCAGUGCGGCGCGAUGAUCCCGCGCGUGCUCAUGCAAGAUCACUUGCGCUACACCUGCCCGCGCCGCCGCGCCAACUGUGACCACUGCCAUAAGGAAUUCUCAGGCAGCGCCUUAGAGGAGCACCAAGGUAACUGCGGCCACGAACCAGUCUACUGCGAGAACAAGUGUGGCGCGAAGGUUCAGCGCCGGCACACGCAGCAACACAUCCAGCAACACUGCAGCAAGCGGCUCGUGCCGUGCAAGCAUUGCGGACAGAGCUACACACAGGACACAGUAUGUGCCCACGGCGCAUCGUGUGCGCGUGCGCCGGUGGCGUGCCCGCAGCGCUGCGGCGCGCCCGCCGUGCCGCGCGCCGACCUGGCCGCGCACCUGCGCGACCACGCCGCGCCCUGCGCUUUUAGAGACGCCGGAUGCAGGUUUAAGGGAACAAGGCAAGCUUUAGAAAAGCACACGGAAGAAAGUUGCCAACAGCACUUAGCUCUGGUAUCAGCACUUGCCAGCCGCCAGGCGCGGCAACUGGACUCCCUGAGGGCUGCAGUCGCGCGACUGUCGGUCAACUGUUCCGGAGCACUGGUAUGGCGCAUCAGCGACUGGGCCGCUAAAAUGGCGGAGGCUAAGUGCAAGGAUGGCGUCGAGCUUGUUUCACCCGCGUUUUACACCAGCCAGUAUGGAUAUAAGUUGCAGGCGUCUCUAUUCCUGAACGGCAACGGAGCUGGCGAGGCUACCCACAUGUCAGUCUACAUUAAAAUCCUGCCUGGAGAGUACGACGCCCUUCUCCGCUGGCCCUUCGCCCACACCGUCUCCUUUACACUCUUUGACCAGAGCUCAAGCCCCGACAGAGCUUGCAACAUCGUGGAGAGCUUCGUCCCUGAUCCCACAUGGAAGAACUUCCAAAGACCCUCCAAGGAACCUGAUGCGCUAGGCUUUGGAUUCCCGAGGUUCGUUUCCCAUGAGAUGCUCAAAAAGAGGAAUUUCAUCAAGGAUGAUGUCAUGUUUAUAAGGGUCAAGGUAGACCCAAGCAAAAUUGUAGCCGUUUAGAUUAAAUGUCGCUAAAUUAAACCUGAGUAUCGAUUCUUUGUGAGGACCAUUUAGGGGAAACUUUUCAAAAGUUUAAAAUUAUAAGAGGAUCCAUAACUCCAUAGAGACUGGGUGUAAUAUCAUAAUUUUCAGUUUAAACAGUCGGGUAAAUAACCAUAUAUUUUUUCUAAUGUUCAAAUUUUUGAGUAAAGUAUUCUUACAAGCAGUUUUAGUGUGCUAAUGAUAAACAUAGGAUCUUGGAUUUAGGUUAGUUUUAAAAUUAAUUUAGUUUUAAUUUUAGGCUGAAUCCAAGUUUAUUUUAAGUUAUUAACACAUUAUGUGUAAUCCAUAGUCAUUAUAUAGUAUUAAGUAACUUGAAGUCAUAGUUGUAACUGUAAAUAAUAAUUAUAAUGUGAACUGGACUUAGAUAGGUUUCUGUAUAUAUUUGUAAAUACUAAUUUUAGUGUGCGCAUACGCAUUUGUUAUCCUUUCACUAAAGAUCUCUUGAGUUUCAUUGCCGGCAGAAGAACGUAACGAGCCUAGUGUUUUCAAAGUAUUUUGUGCCUUACGUCUUAAGCAAAAGACUUAAUUUUCUGUGCCAUAUUUUAUAAUAUUGCUGUUGCCUCUUUUGCAGUCGUUGACCUGACACACUAAACAUUAUUUUUCGUGAUUUUGUUUGCGUACUAACUUGACUCCAAUAUAACCAUAACUAAUGCUUCGCUUUAGUUAACUUGAUCAUACUAACUUUAGCAGUUUUCUCCAUUCUAUUAACAGUCAGCCAAUCCAUAUUUGUGUUAGUACACUUAUAAUACACACAUUUUUAUAGUUGCCUGCAAAAAUUGUGUGUAGUCUAUCCUUUGACGUUCAAAAAGCAUUUUUGUUUGCCUUGAGCGAGUUAAAUCGAAGGCUCUUUGAAAAAUGCUUUGGACCUUUACGCUUUACUAAGAACAGAAAACUUUAAAAACAUCCUGGCUCAGUUAUAUCGGCAGAUCUUUGUAUAUAUUAUCUGUUUUUACGAAAAAGAAAUAGUUUACGCAUUUUGUUGAAAACAUUUCUGUACAUAGUACUUAUUCUUAUAAUACUUAUAAUUAUAUUAAUCUAAAAUCCUUAUGUAUUCGUUAAGCUGGAGUUAAACCAAAGUGUUGCGAUUACUUUGCGUUUUAAAAAAAUACGUUAAAUGUACAUUUCCAUUUGCAAAGUGAAUCAACGUAAAACACGGCUAAAGCUGUAUGUAUAAUAUAUAUCUAUAGAUAUACAUUUAAGUUAUUGCUUUUGGACUUUCGUGUGUUUUUCAAUGUAUAUUUUAGCUAUCUUAACAAAUUCUAUCAAAAUCAGUUUAGCUAUUUUGUAGUUAAGUCAAUAAAAAGUUGUGUUAAUUUUUCUUUUCGUAUAUAUUAUCUUGAGUUUUUUUCUUAGACACAUUAGAUUCAAAUUUCUUACUCUGCAGUCUUUAAAAUAUUUUUCAUAAUAUUUGGAUCUCUUCUUAAACGCUUUAUAAAUUAUUUAAUCUCAACUGUAAUAUAACAUUCCAGUAAAACAUUAUUAUAAGUCUGGAAGCCAUUCGUAAUUAUUUAUUUUGUAACAUUAGGCUAAGGGUUAGAAUUUAAACAAUUAAACGUAAGAAUAUAAAAAAAAACACUUAUUUUGCAAUAAACUAAAACAAAAUUAACCAAUUGUCAGAAAAUGAUUGAUUCAUUUCAUUUUCCAUUUCAAGAACAAUAUUAGCAUACCACCCUUGCUUAUGUACCUUUUAUAAUCUGUAGCAUAUGGCUAGAUUAUUUUAGAUUUUUAUCUAACCUUAGUACCUAAAAUAAGACUAAUUAAUAUUAAAGUAAAAACAGAUUGUAUUAAGAAUAGACUUAAGUUAUUUUUUAAUUAUCAAUAGACGGAGACGUUAAUUUUAUAUUGUAAAAGUGAAUGUUAUUUGAGAGAAGGCCUGAAAAGGUAUAAGCUUGAUUGUAAGGCCAAUCUUGGAUUUUGGUAGGAAAUAUAAUAUUUUUCCGAUAUAAA